This is a messenger RNA of Hevea brasiliensis (rubber tree), 1791 nucleotides long. Its product is annotated as ACT domain-containing protein ACR4. The record is from RefSeq and is a predicted model, not a curated record. Lineage: Eukaryota; Viridiplantae; Streptophyta; Magnoliopsida; Malpighiales; Euphorbiaceae. The coding region runs from base 237 to 1586 and encodes 449 amino acids. The transcript has 7 exons.
UAAUUAUGAGGAUUUGUUUGGUAUUGUGUUUUUUUGGUUAAGUUAAGGUCCCUCCAAAACUCUUCGUCCAACUCAAAAGCCACCCGUACUACCACCACCACUCCAACAAACGCAUAGCCGCAAACUGAACUCGGAGUCCAAAAGUGCAAAGAAACAGAGCUAACCCAUUUCUCUAAGUCUUUUAAGACACCUCCAUUCUUGAUUCUCACGAAAAUUUCUUACCUUUUUUGGUUCAAAUGGAUUGUUGGUCUCCUUCUUUCAUAAUGGGUGAUGAAUUUGAGAAGCUCGUGAUUCGAAUGAACCCUCCUAGGGUUACUGUUGAUAAUGACUCGAGCGGGAAAGCCACUUUGAUUAAGGUUGAUAGUGCAAAUAAGCGAGGUAGCUUGUUGGAGGUGGUUCAGGUUUUGACUGAUUUGGAUCUUAUAAUUAAACGAGCUUACAUUUCUUCUGAUGGGGAAUGGUUCAUGGAUGUGUUUCAUGUCACAGAUCAACAUGGGAAUAAGCUCUCUAAGGAUGAUGUGGCUGAACGAAUCCAACAGUCGUUGGGACCAAGAGCACGCAGCUUCCGGUCCUUGAGAAGGUCUGUAGGUGUCCAAGCUGCCACAGAAAACACAACUAUUGAAUUGACUGGAAGAGACCGUCCAGGCUUGCUUUCAGAAGUUUUUGCUGUUCUUACUGACCUCAAAUGUAACGUGGUGGCUGCAGAAGUCUGGACUCACAAUUCACGAAUGGCAUCAGUUGUUUACAUAACUGAUGAAGCUACUGGAUUACCUAUUGAUGUUCAUGAUAGACUCACUAAGAUCAAACAGCUCCUCCUGUAUGUUCUGAAGGGAGAUAGGGAUAAACGAAGUGCAAAUACAGCUGUGUCUGUGGGUUCCACUCAUAAGGAAAGGAGGUUGCACCAGAUGAUGUAUGCUGAUCGUGACUAUGAUAUGGAUGAUGCGGAUUGUGGAUCAACAAGUGAACGUAGCAAACCCCUUGUAACAGUAGAAAAUUGUGCAGAUAAGGGAUACACGGCUGUGAACUUGAGGUGCCCUGACCGCCCUAAGCUACUUUUUGAUACUGUGUGUACAUUAACAGAUAUGCAAUAUGUUGUAUAUCAUGCAACUGUCAUAGCUGAAGGGCCAGAGGCUUAUCAGGAAUAUUAUAUCAGGCAUAUGGAUGGGUCCCCUAUUAGUUCUGAAGCAGAGAGGCAAAGGGUAAUCCACUGCUUGGAGGCAGCUAUCAGAAGGAGAACUCCUGAGGGUAUAAGACUAGAACUUUGUGGUGAAGACAGGGUUGGCCUUUUGUCUGAGGUGACCCGCAUAUUUAGGGAAAAUGGUCUGUCAGUGACUCGAGCAGAGGUUACAACCAGGGGUUCCCAGGCUGUGAAUGUUUUCUAUGUGACUGAUGCAUCAGGACAUCCAGUGAAGAGUGAAACAAUUGAACUAGUUAGAAAAGAGAUUGGACUAACUAUACUCCGUGUGAAGGAUGAUGCUCAAUCGACUCCUCCCCAGGAAAAUGGGAGAUUCUCCUUGGGUAAUCUCUUUCGAUCUAGAUCAGAGAAGUUCCUUUACAACUUGGGUUUAAUAAAGUUCUAUUCCUGAGCAGAUCAUUAGCUAAACUAGGAUCUGUGAGCUUGUGUACAUGUUAGUAUAGGUUGGCAUAGCAGCAUAGAUUUUAGCUUUAGGUCAAUCAGCUGUUGAUCUUGUCAUUCCUGAAACUUGCAACAAAUUUCAACUUGUAAAUCUUCUUGUGAAUAUCUUUUCAUAUCAUUGUUCUAUUUCUGUAUGGACUCAAUUGUUUCAUUUA